AUGAAGGCCAAUCGGAAGAAUAAUAACAUGUACCGUUAUCGCAGUGGUACAGUUAUUGGGAUAACGACAACAUACACCACAACAGAAUGGAGUGCCAGAACGUAUGAACUGGACCUUGCUGGAGAAGUUUCUAAGUCAUUAUUUAUAAUUCUAUGCAUUCUUCUUCUCUCCAUUUCUGCACAGAGCUACACUCGUCGUGCUCGCGCUCCUUGUAAGGAAAUGGUAUUUUAUUUUCACGACAUUGUUUAUAAUGGCAAAAAUUAUAAAAAUGCGACUUCAACCAUAAUUGGCGCGCCAGAAUGGGGCAAUAGGACCAUAAUGGCAAGUCCUAACAAUUUUGGGGACUUAAUUGUGUUUGAUGAUCCAAUUACACUAGACAAUAAUUUACACUCAACCCCAGUUGGAAGGGCACAAGGCAUGUAUUUUUACGAUCAAAUGGACACUUUUAGUUCUUGGCUUGGUUUCUCUUUUGUGUUUAAUAAUACAGAUUAUAAAGGAAGCUUGAAUUUUGCUGGCCAUGACCUUUUGAUGAACAAAACUAGGGACAUUUCAGUAAUUGGUGGAACUGGUGAUUUUUUAUGGCUAGAGGAAAUAGCCACUUUGAGCACUGAUGCAUUUGAAGGAAGUGUUUAUUUUCGACUUCGCGUUCACAUUAAGUUCUUAAGAAUUUCUGGAAUUUGGCGGAUUGAAUUGUUGUCCAUUGCUAUCGAGUUGCUCUCGUUUGGUCAUCGGUUUGUUGCUGUUAUGUUGCCGGAUCUCCUCGCCUAUUUCAGAAGCUUGCUUGUUGGUUUUCUUCAGUUAAUUUCGGCUGCUAGUUACUUUCGGUGCUACACCAGUGGUAGCGGUGAUAGCCCUUGUUGGUUUUUGGGUCGUGGUGUUUUUUGUGUUUUCAGGGAAAGUCUCAAAGUGGUUGGAGACAAGUUGGGCGCACGAGCACUAGCAAAGGAGAGCAACCUGGACGAGCGUCAGCAAAGGGCGGUGGGAAGCAGUGCGUGA
Nicotiana tabacum (common tobacco) is the source of this 996-nucleotide messenger RNA. The record is from RefSeq and is a predicted model, not a curated record. Lineage: Eukaryota; Viridiplantae; Streptophyta; Magnoliopsida; Solanales; Solanaceae.